Euleptes europaea (tarantolino) is the source of this 606-nucleotide messenger RNA. RefSeq names its product vacuolar protein sorting-associated protein 29-like. Lineage: Eukaryota; Metazoa; Chordata; Lepidosauria; Squamata; Sphaerodactylidae. The transcript is spliced from 4 exons. The record is from RefSeq and is a predicted model, not a curated record. Gene Ontology annotation, biological process: retrograde transport, endosome to Golgi; intracellular protein transport. Gene Ontology annotation, cellular component: endosome; retromer complex. Bases 1 to 606 code for a protein of 201 amino acids.
AUGGUUUGUUCUGCAGCAGAACAAAGAGACACUUGCUUAUUUUACAAAGUACAAGGCUGGUUGGUGCUUGUGCUAGGAGACCUUCACAUCCCGCAUCGAUGCACCAGCCUCCCCGCCAAGUUCAAGAAGCUCCUGGUCCCAGGGAAGAUCCAGCACAUCCUCUGCACGGGAAAUCUCUGUACCAAAGACAGUUAUGAUUACCUGAAGACGCUGGCGGGGGAUGUUCAUGUUGUCAGAGGGGACUUUGAUGAGGGCCUGAGUUACCCAGAGCAAAAAAUUGUGACUGUUGGGCAUUUUAGAAUUGGUCUGAUCCACGGCCAUCAAGUUAUCCCUUGGGGUGAUCCGGCCAGUUUGGCAAUUUUGCAGAGGCAGCUGAAUGUGGACAUCCUCAUUUCAGGGCACACACACAGAUUUGAGGCUCUUGAGCAUGAAAACAAGUUCUUUAUCAACCCUGGGUCAGCCACAGGAGCCUACAAUGCCCUGGACAGAAACAUCAUUCCUUCAUUUGUUCUGAUGGACAUCCAGGCCUCCACAGUUGUAACUUAUGUGUACCAACUUAUCAGGGAUGAAGUGAAGGUGGAAAGGAUUGAAUACAGGAAGUCUUAA